This is a messenger RNA of Onthophagus taurus, 1660 nucleotides long. It is a transcript of the gene IntS14, whose product is annotated as integrator complex subunit 14. Gene Ontology annotation, biological process: snRNA 3'-end processing. NCBI's taxonomy places the organism in Eukaryota, Metazoa, Arthropoda, Insecta, Coleoptera, Scarabaeidae. The record is from RefSeq and is a predicted model, not a curated record. Gene Ontology annotation, cellular component: integrator complex.
UGUUGGCAUCAAUGAAAAAACCAAACAAAAAAAGUAAACGAUAAAGUGUGAGGUUAAGUAAUCAAAUUUGACAAAUUUAAAAGUUAUUUUAUUCAAAAUUCAGGAAAAAUGCCCACCGUAUUAUUACUAGAUUCUUCAUUAUCCAUGUCCAGACCGGUGCAACUUCCGGAAAAUGCAGAAACAACACGAAAACAACUCGCAGUUGCAGGUAUCAAGACGUUCCUAGACACUUUAAGCAUUCAUGCGAAAUUAGAAUUUAUAUCUCUGAUGACGUUCUCAUCAUACUUUGAAGAACAAUGUGCUUUUACACGUGAUUAUAGCUUAGUAAAAUCUUCUCUCCUAAAUUUAGUAGACUUGGAUAAAACUUGCAUUGAAACGGCGUUUCAUGGUGUGAAUCAAUUAGUUCUUACAGAAUGGGGAAACAAUACAGCUUGCCAUGUAAUUCUAAUUACAGAUGGAAAUACCGGAUUAGGUCCAGGUUCUUUAAAAGAAUCGUUAUCGACAAUAAACCAACGAACCGUUAACAAUCAAUUUCCUUUACCAUUUUCAUUUCCAGCAAAAUUACAUAUUGUUUGUAUAGCUGCUCCGAAUGAUGCUAAUCUAUUAAAAGCAAAACCAAUGUAUCAAGAACUUAUUGAUAUGUGUGGUUAUGAUGGUUCUAUUUGUACCCCGGAUACGAAUUUAACCGAAGUUACAGUUUGCAAUAUGUUUCAAAAAUUAGCAGAGGAAAGUUAUACAUCAUUUAAAGGUACUUUAAAAUGCGGACAUUUAGAAUCUAAAGUUAUUUUAUCACCAGCACCAGUGCCAUACACAAAAAUAACUGAUUUCGAUUACCAAACAUAUAAUCUUUCACAAACAGUAGAAGUAUGCGGUUUUAUAAGCAUUGCAGACGUAGGUUCACCAAUGGCUAUUAGUAGACAUUUAAUAUUACCAGCAAGUAAAGAUAACGCACCUUUAAAACCAGAAAUAGAUUUAACCGAAGAUGAAUCAGAUGAAGGCAAAGUCCCAUCCUUUUGUGUCUUACUCCACGGUGCUCUUAAAGUUGAAAAUAUGGCCGCUUUGGUUACAAUAGGGGAAAAUUGGUUUGGAUUUAUCUACUCAUGGGCAGAUUCAAAGAAAAAAUCCAACUUAAUGCUAACAAUUUUAAUGCCAGGUUCGGAUUCCGUUCCAUGGUUGGGCGAUCUCAACAUGUUACAUUGCGCCGACAAUAUGAAUAGUGAUAAUGUAACUGCUUUUCCUGUGCGACCAACUGAGAAAAGGAGUUACUCACAGAAUAGCGUCGUUUGGAUACGACAGGCUGGAUUACAAAGUGAUAUACAAAAAAUUUUACGACAUGCGAGGAAAUUACCUGAGAAAACACAGCAAUUUUAUAAGGAAUUGAAUAGAUUAAGAAAAGCCGCUAUUCAAUUGGGAUUUAUUGAGUUGUUAACUGGGUUGGCUAGUAUCUUUGAACAGGAAUGUACGCAACUUCCUGGAUCUGCACAUCCUGAUUGUGCCUUGCAAUUGACUCAUGCUGCGGACGCGUUGAGAAAGACACAAACUAGGGAUAUUAAGCAUGUUAUUUGUCCUUUACCUACUAAUUAUAAUGCUUCGUAAGUUAUUUUCCGAAUUUAUAAGAUAUUUUGUAUUUAAUUUGUUAAUUAUAAUAUUAAUUAUAAGG